UGGCAAGCUCGGAUUGGAAGGGUUGCUGGAAAUAAAGAUCUUUAUCUUGGGACAUUCAGCACCCAGGAGGAAGCUGCUGAGGCUUAUGACAUAGCAGCCAUAAAAUUCCGAGGACUGAAUGCUGUUACCAACUUUGACAUAACAAGAUAUGAUGUGGAUCGAAUUAUGGCAAGCAAUACCCUUCUUGCUGGAGAACUUGCUAAGCGAAACAAGGAGACCGUACCGGUUAACGAGGCUGCUACUAAUCAAAACCAUGUUGCCCAAACCAGCAAUGGGGAAGCCAUUGUCUCACUGAAGAACAUUAACGAAGGUGAAGAUUGGAAAAUGGCACUUUACCAGUCAUCCCAGCAGCUUGAUCAGAAGCAACCAAGCACUGAACCUCACAAUGUGAUUCAAGCCGAGGCGGAGGACUCUGCCAAAAUGGGGGCUGCUCACGUGUCCAAUGCCUCUUCAUUGGUGACAAGCUUAAGCAGCUCAAGAGAGGGCAGCCCUGAUAAGUCUUGCCUGCCAAGUUUCUUUGGAAUGCCUCCAUCUGCUUCCAAGUUCUUCACAAGUUCAAGUGACACAGUGAGUUCUUGGAUCCCAACAGUCCAAUCCAGGCCAGGACUCACCAUGCCUCACAUGCCAAUUUUUGCUGCCUGGACAGAUGCAUAGCCCUAGGCCUUUGUGUUUUUGCUCAUCUGUGGAAAGUUUUUGCCUCAAUUACAUGCAAACAAUAGUUCAUGUAGUUUUAUCUUACUGGAGGGGAAAUUGUGGUUAAUGAUGGCCUUGGUGGGGCCCUUCUGUGAACAAAGUAAAAGAAAACUUCACUUAUGUUUUAAGCCUAUCGUAUCAAAAUGUUGAAACAAAUUGAGGGGAAAAAGCAGUGAAGAGGCUAAGGAUUGAAGUGAAUUUAUGAAAUGAUAUGCUAAUGGUUUUCAUAAUUUCCAAA
Messenger RNA from Prunus avium (sweet cherry), 931 nucleotides. The record is from RefSeq and is a predicted model, not a curated record. Lineage: Eukaryota; Viridiplantae; Streptophyta; Magnoliopsida; Rosales; Rosaceae.